GAGGAGUGGCAUAGAGAGUCAUUGAUCUCCUGUAAUGCUCUCAUUUCCUCCUGUGCUGGUUCUCCCUCCUGUAUGAAGGUAUGCAAUAUUUAUUUAGAGGGCAGAGAGUAUUGUAGGUCGAGGCCGCCCUGUGGGUUGUGAUACAAUCCACUGUGUAGCUGCACUGGAAACUGAGCCUGCAUCUCAUUGUUACCUGUGAGGGUGGGAAGACUUCGUCAACCCGGGAGAGGCAGCUGCCACAUCAGCUAACGGCAUCUCAUGUAAUUCUAUCCAGAAAAACAGAAACCAGAGGAAACUAAAAAAUAAAAAGACUAGAGAACUUCCAGUUCCAGUUACGUUCCAUCACUGCUCCUGUGGAUUCCAGAUGCCUAGCAGCAAUGUUUUCCUAUAGCAAUGGAUGAGAUUAUGGACAGAACCUGAACACUGACCUUUAAUUUUGCAUGGAAGCCAUUGACCGGUGACCAUCAGGAUGCUGCAGUCCGUUGCGAGCAGUCGCUGCAUGCGGGUGAUUGACAGGAACCGUCCGGCCUGGUAUUUUGGUUUUCUGGUGGUCAGUUACAUCCUCUAUCUGAUAUUUGGGGCGGCAGUCUUUUCCUCACUGGAGUUGCCCUUAGAAGACCUGCUCCGAAAUAAGUUGGUGGAGUUAAAGCGACAAUUCUUAAUUGACAAUGAGUGUAUGUCGGAGGGGCAGCUGGAGGUGUUUUUGGACAAGGUCCUGGAGGCCAACAACUAUGGGGUGUCCAUACUGAAUAACGAGACUAGGAAUUGGAACUGGGAUUUUAUGUCGUCGCUGUUCUUCGCCAGUACGGUAUUGUCCACCACAGGUUACGGUCACACGGUUCCUUUGUCGGAUGCAGGGAAGACGUUCUGCAUUCUGUAUUCUGUCGUCGGCAUCCCCUUCACCCUGCUCCUGUUUACAGCACUGGUUCAGCGGAUCAUCAUCUAUGUUACCAGGAAGCCUGUCCUCUACAUUCACCUCCAUUGGGGUUUCCCGAAACACAUUGUGGCCAUUGUCCACGCACUGAUUUUGGGGUUUCUCACCAUCGGCUGCUUUUUCCUCAUACCCGCUGCUGUUUUUUCUGUACUGGAGGAAGAUUGGAAUUUCCUGGAGUCCUUUUAUUUUUGUUUUAUUUCGUUAAGUACCAUCGGAUUGGGUGAUUAUGUUCCAGGGGAAGCCUACAACCAGAGAUUUCGCCAUCUCUAUAAGUUUGGAAUCACAUGCUACUUGUUACUGGGUCUCAUUAUGAUGCUGGUCGUUCUGGAGACAUUCUGUGAACUUCAGGAGUUGAAAAUGUUCCGUAAAAUGUUCUAUGUGAAGAAGACAAAAGACGAAGAUCAGGAGAACAUAGUAGAGCAUGACGAGCUGGCCUUCUCCUCCAUCUCCGACCAAGUUGACUCGUUCAAGGAGGAACACAAACUCAGCGAACCGUUUGUGGCUUUACAACCAGUGGUUAAUUACACAAGUGAUGGCUCUAUAAAUAAUGAAUAGUAAAGCCGAGGACAAGCAAGGGCUCCGCUGGGGGCUGCAUGCCUUGAUUUCAAAUCUUGCACAAGUCAGCCUAUUUAUCAGUUCCUGGUACCACUGUUAAGCCAUUUAUGCACAUAUUUACACCAUUUUGCAUUGACCGACACUAAAGGACCUUUUACAUGGGCUAAUCGGGAACCAAUGUUUGUGGAACAUUUGUACAUUUCAUCAUUGGCACAUGUAAACUUCCCCCAUUGAGGCGGCUUCUCGUUUAUCAGUUGAUCAUUUCUUUUAUACGGGUAUAAACAUAUGAUGUAAAUGAACGGCCGCACUAACGAUCAUAACUAUGAUCGAUCGUUCAUGCACCCAUUCAUUCAGGCAACUACCUGCCUAUGUAAAAGGUCAUUAAACGAGUGCUAAAUAUUCGAUUGGUGCACAUUAUGAGCAAAAGUCCAGGUGUUUUUACAUACAGGCACAAGCUUUGAAUUUGGCCAGCUGACAUAUAUUAGGCUACCUGCACACAUUGUGGAUUACGUGCAUUUUUUCCGUGCGGAUUAUCGUGCAGUAAAAAUGAAGCGUAAUACAGUACCAGCAAAGUUAAUGAGAUUUGAUAGAUCUCAUCUACACUUUGCGUCAAUUGUUUCUGCAGAUUUGUAGAGCGGAUUUCACCCUGUGCAAAACAAAGGGUGAGAUUGGUGCACAUUCGCAUCAAAGUCUGCAACAAAAUUCACAAAUAACACAUGCGGAUUUAGGUGCAGAAACUAAGGUGCUGAGAAAGCUGCACAGAAAAUCUGACUGUAAACAUGCGAUCCUGUAAACACUCCCCGAAAU
Messenger RNA from Bufo bufo (common toad), 2296 nucleotides. RefSeq names its product potassium two pore domain channel subfamily K member 1 (gene KCNK1). Gene Ontology annotation, biological process: potassium ion transmembrane transport; stabilization of membrane potential. The transcript has 3 exons. Gene Ontology annotation, cellular component: membrane. The coding region runs from base 470 to 1489 and encodes 339 amino acids. Lineage: Eukaryota; Metazoa; Chordata; Amphibia; Anura; Bufonidae. The record is from RefSeq and is a predicted model, not a curated record. Gene Ontology annotation, molecular function: potassium ion leak channel activity.